AGGACUUAAAAAGAGGACAAAGAAUUCUCAGCUGUCACAUUUAACACACACCCACUCUUCAUCGUUUCCUCACUCAAUCUCCGCCUGUCUCUGUCUGUAUGUGUAUGUAUAUUCUAUACAUAUAAACACACACACACACAAAUUCGCACACAGAGAAGCGAAUUGGAACCCGGGCUCCUUCUGCAUGCCGGCUUCAGUUUGAUCCCUGUGAUUUUUCUCGCUCUCUCUACUCUUCUUUUCUAGCAGAUUUGUCUUUUGUAUCUACGUUUGGUGGAAAAUGGACAGACGUGGCAGCCACCACUUUGGGUACGCUGAAAUGUCACCAGGCCUGGGCAAUUGGAGGUUCAGGAGGCAUUUUAGAGUCCCACAGAUAGGUUCAACACAUCCAUACAGACAUAGAAGCCUCAGUCCAGUCCAUAGAGCUGAACAAAGAGAAGGAUUUCCAGAGGAGAGGCACAAUGAUCAAGGUCAUGAUCUUAUAGAAGUGGUAGCCACCAAUGAUGAGUGCUUACGAAUUCACCGUUUAAGGGCCAUGCGCGCUUUCAAAUUCGCCCUUGUUGAGCAUGUCAAGAAACUGAUUAAACCCUACUGGAAGGAGGGCAAAAUCAGUAAAGAUGUGCAUAAAGUAAUAGUCAAGAAAUCAGUCAAUAAGGUUAUUGAAAGCUUUGGUUCAUCAGAGAUUCCUAUGAAGGGAAAGAUCAGCAGUUACUUGAUAUCUUCACAUUCAAAGCUCUCUAAACUCGUACAGGCCUAUGUGGAGAAAUACCAGAAGAUUGUUUUUAUGUGUCAAUACUCUGGAUUAGCUUACCCAGAACUCUAAAAGGUGAGUUUUCUCAAGUGUUUUUCAUUUAAUACUUGUUUUAUAUUCCGAGACUAGCGAAUCUGCGGGGGUGAUUUAUACACUUCUUCAUAUGUUAUUUUUUUUGUCUCAGACUAAGAGUUGGUUAUCACUAAACAUUGUGCUAAUAUUUGUGAUAAUAAGCCAUGUAGAUGUACAUCUCACACUGUUCUAUUAUACUGUUAGUUAGAUACGCUGGUCAUAGGACGCCUAGAGACCAGUGAAAGUAUGUUCAUUCCAGUCACUUGAUCCUAAACUUCUUUAACCUCUUCAAGCAGAUUCAGUUCCCGAAACUUGUUCCUAUGACUCUUUAACCUUUCAAGUGGAUCAUCUUCGUGAUACAUUUUUGAUCUAUACAUCUAUCAUUUUCUGUUCUGACGGACUACUUGAUGACAAUUCUGUAGUCUGAACUGAUCCUGUUAUUGUGUCACCGUAUUCGUGUUAUGAAAUAUCUUCCAGAGAUCAGCUGAUAUAUAUUUCAGUUGCUCUUCACCAUUCAAUUGUGCUUUUCUUGUGAUCAGAUUCAAUUGUUCUCUCCUCAUAUGAGAUACAGGAUCAACCAGGGUUCUAUAGGAUCCUUUCAGUUAUGUAAAUCUGUAUGCAUAGCCGGUCUUUUCACUUAAAUGUCUUGAUGUACUUAUGUAGGUGUCAUGUUGAAUUAGUUCUUCAUUAGGUGACAAUUUAUGAUUAAAAAACUCAACUGAACAGUCUUAUCCCUAGGUAUACAAGUUGCAUGCGUAGAUCUCUUUUUCCAUUCUCUUGAAGAAGAGCUGUCUGACAAUUUGUGCUCGUGUUAAUAACAUUUUUAAACCAAGCAUCUAUUCCCAUAUGCUUAUUUGUCCGAAAGACAUGAAUCCAAGAGAACGCUACUUGUUAUUGUCUUAUCCUUUCCGUUUUAAUUAAUUUGGUAGUUUUCAAUAUGUAUAGCAGUUAAGCAUUGUUUAGGAAAAAAAUUGUCAUUCCCCUAAAACUAAAUUUCAAAUAUCACAUCUUGAAACAUCUAAGCAUGAAUAACAUGUCAUUAACUGAUACUAGAUUUACAUUGGAAGAAUGUUCAAAAGUAUACUUGGAAAAUAACACUCUUUAUUUCCGCUAUUGCUUCUGGAAAUUAAUACAAUAGUUGUUGGAUUUUGCGGAAGAUUUCCAAACUUUCUAUUUCUUCAAGUCCUUUUUCACUUGUAAUACUCCCCUGUUGAUUUCAAGAAGUCCAUCAAAUCUGCAUCCACGUGUUGUAGUUUUCAACUUUGGCUCUCAAUUUUUGUGGACGGGAGUUAGUGAAAUCCUACUGGUUUGAAUCCUAACAAACCGAUGCACUAGUUACUACUUUAAUAACUAGUAACUACCCCCAAAUCUAUAACUUUCUUAAGCUGUUUUCGGCUUGUUGUCUGCACAAAUGUUGGGAAAAGAAUCCAUACGACAUGCAUCUCAAAGCUUUAUCAAUGAUGCCCCCUCACCAUGUUUCUCAACAAAAUGAUGCUAACACAUAUAUAAAUGCACCUUUAUUGCUAUAUUUUACCGGAGCAUUCUUUAACAGAGAGUUGGAUUUUGUUGGUACGUCUUUUGCUAGUUUGUCUUAGAAAUGCAUCAGAAAGUCAAAGUUUAUGAUCAUUUGCAAGAAUGCGUUUGUUGUUGUUUCAAGCAGUUGAGUUGCUAUAUUUCUAAAGUUGUUUUUACUUGUAGGAAGUAAUUAGGUGGUCUUACGUUCAUAGAAGUGAAAUUAUCUGAUGUGUACAGUAUUUUCUUUGAUCCUAAAGUAGAUCUUUUAUAAUUUUGCACGUGAGUGAUGCUCUCUUGGUUUCGUGUAGUUCUAAUAGCUUGAUUAUAUUUAGAUAGUAGAUGGAACAACACUUGUAAGCGUCCUAUUAAAACCGAGGAUUAUUGACCCACUUGCCAUCCCCGUGCCGAAAUAAAUAAAGUUGUCUAGAAAAACCAGUUAGCAGCGGAUAACCUAAUAGUGAAAGAGUCGGACGGCUAACAAAAAGCUGAAAAAGCAUCUUUUUGUGUAUAAUACUCCAUACGAAUGCUAAUAGUUCGGAAAUGUGAAAAAAAUAAUAAAAUAUAAGAAAAGUACCUAGAUUCAUGGAAGAGAAAGUCAUAUCAGUCACAUGCUUGCAUAUCCAUCAUUCAAGUCUCCAUUUAUUAAUUCAAAUUGCAUGUCCAGAUUGACCUAUAUAUGAAUAUGCGAGCAUACCUUCCGCGCUUGUUUGAACAAUAGCAAUGAGUGAUAUGGUAAAAUUCUUAAAUGGCAUUAAUGCUUUCAUUCUCUCAAAUUAUAAUAUACAGAUAGCAAGUUAAGCAUGAUGUAAUCCUAUUCAUAUUUUUAAUGUUGUUGCUCAAUAAAUAUAAAACACCAUAUUCCGUGAAGCUUUCUUUUGUGCAUUAAACUUUUUUUUCUUUAGCCUUCCUUGACUUCCGAACUUAUCUUUAGUAUGGGGUUUACAUGCAGAAAAUUUGGGACAACCCUUGUCAGCGGAUUUCACUGGUGGAAAUCUUUGCUUUCCCACGAAUGCAACUGGGAUAAAAUUGGAUCUGUAAAAUCUUGCCGCUCGAUUUCAAUUUUAUCUCGCAACUCAUCCCGAAUCAUGUUUGAAGUCCACGUGUUCCGCUUGUGAUUUAAUUCCGAGAGAAAAUGCAGCAAAGAAUGGGGGAUUUUCCAAAAUCCUGAUCUUUUUACGAGUCACAGCAGAAGGAUUAAUCAGGGUGAUCUAUUGUUUAAAUGUUUCAGUUAACGUUUUAAGAAAACCCGACUCAUCAGCAAGCUGCUGUGUGACGGGACAUGCAGUUUGGAAGGAAGGCGUCACUGUAGAAGUUAAAACUAUAAUUCCCAUCUUUAACUAUAGUUACACCUGUGAUUAAAAGCAUCUGUGAAAUCCAGCUGGAUAUACUGUUCUGCCAUAUCUUUUCCAAUCAAUAUGA
This is a messenger RNA of Sesamum indicum (sesame), 3754 nucleotides long. The record is from RefSeq and is a predicted model, not a curated record. Lineage: Eukaryota; Viridiplantae; Streptophyta; Magnoliopsida; Lamiales; Pedaliaceae.